Chinchilla lanigera (long-tailed chinchilla) is the source of this 975-nucleotide messenger RNA. RefSeq names its product mitochondrial ribosomal protein L15 (gene Mrpl15). Gene Ontology annotation, biological process: translation. NCBI's taxonomy places the organism in Eukaryota, Metazoa, Chordata, Mammalia, Rodentia, Chinchillidae. Gene Ontology annotation, cellular component: mitochondrial large ribosomal subunit. The record is from RefSeq and is a predicted model, not a curated record. Gene Ontology annotation, molecular function: structural constituent of ribosome.
GAGAGACGACCAAGAGGUCGCAGAAGAGGUAGGAAAUGUGGCCGAGGCCAUAAAGGAGAAAGGCAAAGAGGAACCCGGCCCAGGCUGGGCUUUGAGGGAGGCCAGACACCGUUUUACCUCCGAAUCCCCAAAUACGGAUUUAAUGAAGGACAUAGCUUCAGACGUCAGUACCAGCCUUUGAGUCUGAAGAGACUACAGUAUCUUAUUGACUUGGGUCGAGUUGAUCCUACUGAACCCAUUGACUUAACCCAGCUUGUCAAUGGGAGAGGUGUGACCAUCCAGCCACUUAAAAGGGACUAUGGCGUCCAGCUGGUCGAGGAGGGUGCUGACACCUUUCAGGCGAAAAUCAAUAUCGAGGUACAGUGGGCUUCUGAACUGGCCAUUGCUGCAGUUGAGAAAAACGGCGGUGUGGUCACCACAGCCUUCUAUGACCCGAGAAGUCUGGAAAUUCUUUGCAAACCUGUCCCGUUCUUCCUGCGUGGGCAGCCCAUUCCGAAGCGAAUGCUUCCCCCUGAGGAGCUGGUGCCGUACUACACGGACGCGAAGAACCGCGGUUACCUGGCGGACCCGGCCAAGUUUCCUGAGGCGAGGCUUGAGCUUGCCAGGAAGUACGGCUACGUUCUGCCCGACAUCACCAAAGACGAGCUCUUCAAAAUGCUCAGCGCUCGGAAGGAUCCAAGGCAGAUUUUCUUCGGCCUUGCUCCUGGCUGGGUGGUAAAUAUGGCAGACAAGAAAAUUCUAAAGCCUGUAGACGAGGAGCUCCUCAAAUACUACAGCUCGUGAACUCCCUCCGGGGAAAGUUGGGAGGGGGUUGUGAAGAGCACCGGAGAAGGGCCUGGACCCUGGAUUUGCCAGAUGUGUGCUGCUCGUCCAGGGUUGGUGCUGGCUGUCAGUAUAGUCACAUCCCUUUAAUACGUAUAUUCAUCUAAAGCGAAAAUAAAAGUGCAGCCAGUGAGGACUGCGUAGAGGAGCCAA